Molecule: messenger RNA, 1011 nt
Organism: Cloeon dipterum
Lineage: Eukaryota; Metazoa; Arthropoda; Insecta; Ephemeroptera; Baetidae
Gene: jagn
Product: jagunal
Exons: 3
Coding region: 114-689 (191 amino acids)
Biological process (GO): endoplasmic reticulum organization; vesicle-mediated transport
Cellular component (GO): endoplasmic reticulum membrane
Source: RefSeq, a predicted model, not a curated record
AAACCGGUUGCGUCCGGCCAGUGUUCGGCACCGGCUGUAAAAAUAACAAUCAUGGUGUGUCUGGUGCUGGUGGUCGGAACGGUGCCCAUCUGAAGAAGGAGAGGCUCUCGAGAAUGGCGUCCCGCGGAGGCCCUAUGGUGGCCGGCACUGACGGCUCCGACUUUGCGCACAGACAACGCGUCGCCGCGCACUACCAGAUCAGCUCAGUCAACAAAAACAGGCUCAAAUACUGCAUCUUUUUCCACUAUGUGCUCUUCUUUGUGAUGCUGGCUAAGCUGUCGGCCGACAUUCUCGACCGCCUGGACAUCUUCAUCCUCGAGAUCGAGGAGCUGCACGUGCCCAAGCCGCUCUGGUGGGAGUACAUAUGGUGCGUGUCGUUGGCACUGUCCUUCUGGGGGCUGGCCGCCUCCCGCCGCAACCAGGUGGCCACCAUGCAGCGCUACAUGAUCGGCAUCGGCCUAUUCGGGAUUCUGCCUGUGUUGUACGCGGCCGCCUACUACUUUUCCGAGGCCUGGACCUACAUAACCACGGGAGACAAAGACAAACUAUUUGUGUGGCAGGAUUACCCGUACGCGAUCCUGUGGUACGCCUUUCUCUUGCCUGCCUUCCAGGUGCACCUGUUCUCUCUAUUGUUUGCCUACAAGCUGAUAUCGGCCUGGAAGCCUCGAGGAUCGAAAAAAGAGCAGUGAAGCGACGGCCGCCCUGUGACUGUUUUCCUUGCAACCGGUUGUCCCACCUGAAGUCAACCACCCACUAUCACAACACACCAGUGUCGGGUCAGGUCGCUGGCCCGCGGCCCCCGUGUAAUUUCGACUCAAAUUAAAAAUACAACAUGCAUGUGUUCAGUUUGCAUCCUAGGGGGGUUAAGCACAAUUUUUGACUACUAAAGAGCUCCCACAAUCAGGGUUACUGCAUAAGUGAGAUUGGCUGACCAUUUUUGCAACACACCAAAUGUUCUAUCUAUAUGUACUUAAAAAAGUUGUUCAAUUAAAAUUUUAUUCAUGAUCACAA